Molecule: messenger RNA, 3767 nt
Organism: Dermatophagoides pteronyssinus (European house dust mite)
Lineage: Eukaryota; Metazoa; Arthropoda; Arachnida; Sarcoptiformes; Pyroglyphidae
Gene: MED24
Product: mediator complex subunit 24
Biological process (GO): positive regulation of transcription initiation by RNA polymerase II
Cellular component (GO): mediator complex
Molecular function (GO): transcription coregulator activity
Source: RefSeq, a predicted model, not a curated record
CAACGAUUAAAAAAAAUUGAGCCAAAGUUUUUUUUGAAAACCUUUUUUUUUGUUUCGAUCAUCUUUAGGAUUUUAGAUCUUUUUUUUCCAAAUAUUCAAAUCCAUCAACCAAUAUGGUGAUUACAAAGAUGAUGAUGGAUACAAGUUCUACAGUUACGUCAACAUCAUUCAAAAUUAAAGAUCUAUUACUUCGUGCUUGGCGUGAACGAUGGACCGAAAUUGAAUGGGGUCGUGAAAUUAAACGUUUAUUACGUGGAGUUUCGGGCGAUGUUUAUGAUUUAGCUGAUUGUAUGCUACGACAAGCAAUCAAUGGCCCAGUAACGAACAGUUUAUUGAUGCUAUACCUAAAUCAUUGUCUCGAUUCACAGAUCAUAUCGUUUGGUGCAUGUAUUAUGGCCAUUACGAAAAUUCCCGAUCUCAAACCACAAUGUAUGAAUUCAUUAUUAGAUUUUCUUAUUCGAUAUAAAAAUCGUACCAAUUGUUAUGGAAAUGAUGAUGAAUGUAUUGCUCUUUGUCGGUCUUUGGUCACAUUUGUUCAUUGGUUACAUUCGAUUAUGUUAAGUUCAUUGAAUGAAUUAAAUCAUGAAUUUGGACAAAAUAUCGACACAUCAUAUAAUAUGACAAUCGAAAGUAUUCAUUGGCAAAUUAUUGAUAAAUCAUGUCAAAUGCUUCGAUUUAUUAUUGAUUCAUCCUAUUUAAAAGCAUUACUUUAUAUAGGACGAAUUGAAGAACAAACAAUUUGGAAACAAUGUAUACAAUUGCAUAAUGAAUUGAUUACGAAAUUACAACAAUCAUCUGCAUUGAUGAAUGGACAGCCAUCGAUGGAAUCACUUUUUGAUACUCUUCAAGCAUUUCAAAACAAAAUCGAAUGGCUACGUGGUAUUUCACCCGAAACGAAUAUGAAAAAAUCUCAACAAAUUCAACCAUUAGAUACUGAUCUAUCAAAUUCAAUUAUACCGGUUGUCUAUCACAUGAUGACAACUAAACCAGAAUUUGGUUACAUACCAUAUCGGCCAUUAUCGUAUCAUUCAAUUCGUAUUGUCGUUUCAUUUUAUGCUAUAUUAGAUCCAUCAUAUUCAAAUGAAAUAAUAGCAAAUUAUUUGGCCAUUAUUGCUCGAUCAUUUGAUCUAUCAUUAUCGAAACUUUAUUGUGAAAUAUUACAUACAUGUUUGGUUGGCCUAAUCGAUACGCAUAAUCUUGCUAAUGAAGAUCGUAAAAAUAUUAACUAUCAUGCUUGGAUUGCAUUCUUAUUGUUUAAAAUACCACAAAUAUUUUUACAAUUAUCACAACAUCGUAUCAAAUUACGUAAAGAAAUUAAUCAAUUGGAUGAUCAAUCAAUAGAUCAUUCUAAUCGAACAGAACUUGAAUCCGGUAUCGAUAUGUUAAUGGAUUUAGGUCCAUGUAUUGAUCAAUUUUUGCUUAGAUAUAAAACUGAACAUUUGCAGAAAUUAUUCGAUUCAUUCAAAGAACCUCAAAUGAAUUUACUUUCCGUUACAUCGGUUGAUCGUUUUAUUCGUGAAAUUAAUCGUCGAAUGUCAUUAUCAACAUUAAAUGAUUCAAUUCAAAGUAAUUUAUCGAAUAAUGAUGAUCAACAACAACAACAAACAGAUGGCCAACAACCAACAUCAUCAUCAUCUUUGGAUGCUUUAUCAUCGAAUAUUCUUAUAUUCCGUGCUGAACAUACAGUUACUUCGAUAUUAGCGCCAUUGUAUAUGGAAAAUUGUAAAACUGAAGAAGUAGCCGGCAUUAUUUGUCGCAUGCAACAUUCAUUCGAUGUUAUUUUAUGUGCAGCCGCUUCAAGUGGCCUUUUACCUAAAUUCGCUCAACGAUUAAUGGAAUUAAAUCGUUCGAAUAUUGUAUCACGUGGUGAAAAUGUACGAUCAUCACAGAUACGUGCUGUCAUAUUUGAUAUAACAUUCAUAUCAUUAUGUUCAUUAAUCGAACGAUAUCGUUCAGAUGUUCUUGAAGCCAAUUCUGUCAAUCAAUCGGAUCAAUCAUUUUUUACGAAUUGGUGUCGUUGGAAUAUACCAUCAACAAAUGCCUGUCAUUCACCUAAUGUCAUAUUAAGUUCUUAUAAGGAUUCAAGUAAAUAUGAUCAUCUCUUACCACAAUUAAUCAUUGCAAAUGAUACGGUUGAAUUUCGAACAUCAUUAAUAAGCUGGGAUGAAAUGUGUAUUGCCGCACAAUUUGCAACGUCCGAAAUAUUGAAUGCAUGGAUACAUGAUCAAAUCACUGAAGAUAAUGUUCGUCUUUUUCUUGAACGUCUUAAAUCACGUCUAUGUUCAUUAGCUUUAUCGGCUGCUUGUUGGUUAUUUGCAAAACUUGAAACUAUAUCGGCCGAACAUCAAUCCAAAGUAAUGAUGAUGUUACAAGAAUUACAGACACCAUCAUCAUCGAUGAUAAAUUCAACUACAGAAUCAUUUUCCAAUGAUGCUAAUGAAUCAAAUCUAGCAUUUGGUUAUAAACAAAGAUUUAUGUUAAUGUCGACUACAUUAAAACGUUUAUUGGCUAAAUAUGUACCUCAUACAAAAUUAUCUAUACUGAAUGAUUCUCCAUUGAAAACAUGUUCCACAUUACCAAUACGAUUAUCAAGAUCUCCUUUGAAUACAAUUCUUGAUCAAUGUCUUCAUAUGACUCGAAAACAUUUUACAUUGAAAUUAAUAUAUGAUUUUGAUGGCCUUUAUUCAUUAGGUGGCCCUAAAUGGUUUGUCACACAAGUAUUCAGAUAUUUAUUUAAUUUUUGUGAUAAAACAUCUGUCGUCUGUCUUCAAGAUAGUGUUGAUUUAGCAUAUGGUCUAUUUCAUAUUGAUCUUGAACAAUGUGCAUUGAUAUUACUUCGUCAUACAUUACCGAAAUUUUUGUUAUCAAAAUCAAAUGAAUUACAUCUAACGGAACCAAGAAUCACUGCUUUGAUUCGAUUAACAGUCAUAACUACCUAUUCAGCAUUAGAACAAUUGACUAAAUUUUCACAAUUGAAUAUGAAAAAAUGUACAGGACAUCGAUAUAAUUAUCAGGAAAUCCAUGAACUUUAUCCGAAUGAAUCAUUAGAAUUGAAUGAUAAUCUAUUAGAAAAUACAGCUUUCUAUUAUAAACGUCGAGAACAUCAAUCGAAUGGUAGUCAAAAUAAUAAUGUAACCAAUGGCAAUGACAAUCCAAUGGAUGUUGAUGAUAAUCCAAUUGAUGAAAAUUCUUGGCCAUUUUCAAUAGAUUCGAAUUCAUUGGAUUAUCAAUGGAUACUAAAAGAACCAUUAUAUAUUGAAUUGGUACAAUUAUUUCAAUUUAUCAUGGAACAAUCAUUCGAAUAUGAAUUUAGUCCAUGGCUUUUGGUACCGAUUUCAUUAAUGGAACAAAUCCUAUUGAAUCUUCGUGAAGAUGCACCAAAAUUUUUACAAUUUAUAUCAUUCAAUCUACUUGAAGCUAUGAUACAUUCAAGUCAUUGUCAAUCACUAUGUAUUGAACAAUUAUUAUCCUAUCUAGUAUUGGAUACAUCACGUUCAAGAAAAAUUGGUGCAAAAUUAAUCUGUCAAUUAGAAUUGGUUCGACAAUAUGUUCAUCGACAACGAAAUAGUCAUACUGUACAGCAACGAUUAAUGAUGAUGACAAUAAAACAAACAAAAAAAGCAAUCAACAAUAUCAAUAAUAUUAAUCAUCAUCAUUGAUUAAUGGAUAACCUCGAUUUUUUUUAAAAUAUUUGUUAUACAAAUCUAUUAUGUUGCUCAGCGGAAAUGUUUCAAUCAAAUUCCAAACAAUCAGAUUAUAAAAUUUAA